Molecule: messenger RNA, 1339 nt
Organism: Eurytemora carolleeae
Lineage: Eukaryota; Metazoa; Arthropoda; Copepoda; Calanoida; Temoridae
Gene: Rab6
Product: ras-related protein Rab6
Exons: 6
Coding region: 108-734 (208 amino acids)
Molecular function (GO): GTP binding; GTPase activity
Source: RefSeq, a predicted model, not a curated record
CGGGAGGGGUCGUUUCUUAUUAAAUUUAUUGAACAUCUCCUUUUUAUUAAGUUCUGGUUGAUUUCAGAUUUUCUAUUCAACUAUUCUCUUGGAUACCGGCAAUAAAAAUGGCGACAUCUGGAGAUUUCGGAAACCCUCUUCGGAAGUUCAAACUGGUUUUUCUUGGAGAACAAAGUGUUGGGAAAACCUCUCUGAUUACAAGAUUUAUGUACGAUAGCUUCGACAAUACAUAUCAGGCAACAAUUGGAAUAGAUUUCUUGUCCAAGACAAUGUACCUUGAAGAUAGAACGGUUAGACUUCAACUCUGGGACACCGCGGGACAAGAACGGUUCAGGUCCCUGAUUCCGUCUUAUAUCCGUGACAGUACGGUUGCUGUAGUUGUGUAUGAUAUCACCAAUGCUAACUCAUUCCACCAGACAUCUAAGUGGAUUGAUGAUGUACGAACUGAACGUGGAUCUGAUGUUAUCAUAAUGUUGGUGGGAAAUAAAACUGAUCUAUCGGAUAAACGACAAGUUUCCACUGAUGAGGGGGAAAGAAAGGCAAAAGAAUUGAACGUGAUGUUUAUUGAGACGAGUGCAAAGGCCGGAUACAACGUGAAGCAGCUGUUCAGGCGCGUUGCCGCGGCACUUCCCGGCAUGGAGUCAGCUGAACCAAAGAAAGACGACAUGACCGAAGUUAUCCUGAAGGACACUCCUAUUCCAACCCAGAACAUGGAGUCUGGUUGCUCAUGUUAAUAGGAAUAAAAAAGUAUUCAAACCACUGAACGGCCAUGUUUAAGACUUGGGAUAUGCGCGAUUUCAAUUUCCCUUCAGAUUAAAAUUGUGAAACUAGGCGUUUCUGUUGCCAGAUUAUAACUUGAAAUCGAAAAUUCAGAUCCAAGGACCUGAAUAUUAAAUUUUCAGAACAAUUUAAAUCUUAUUAACGGCCAGAUUUGAUAUUUACUUCUGAAGAAAGUUAUUGCUAGAAAUUCUGUAAUAAUUCCAAAUUUUCAAUUUAAAUUGUAUUUCUUGCUUUAAAAUGCAUUUUGAAAAGCCAUAAAAACUAAUAUUUUGGGACUUCUUCCUGGUUUAAAUUGCUAACAUAUAACUCAAUUUUUAUCUUGUUUGGGAAACUAUUUAUAAUUUCUCAACUUAAAAGUGUCUAGAAUGUUGAAUUUGACCCCCCACCCUGCGUGAAUUAUGUGUGAUUUGUAUGGCUAGUUUUUUAAUAAUUUUACCCAGUUUACGAGAAUAGAAGUAUUUAUGAUUAAUUAUAAUAUGUAAUUUAUGAUUUUUUAAUUAAUGCGUAGAGAUUUAAAUGAGCAACUGUAUAAAAAAUACAAAAUGCAUUCAUGUACAAA